AUGAAUGCUCGGGAGAAGCGGAGUGUUGACGACAGUAACGGGGAUGACAGUAACGGGGAUGACAGCUACGACGAUUAUAGCGGGGAUGGAGGUGACUAUAACAGCGAUUCCUCUGGAGACGGAGGGGACGAGUACAGUGAUGGAGAUUCUAGCGACGACGACUAUAGCGAGGGCGACGGUAGCGAGGGUGACUAUAACGAAGGCGACUACCCAGAUGACGGAAGCACGGAGGGAGAUGGGGACCGGAGGCAAAGGGGUUCAUCCAACGGCUCAGGAUCAAGCAGGCGGAAGAAAGGACGGAGGGGAUCGAGCCGUAAAGGGAAGCACGGAAAGAAGGGGAAGCACGGGAAGAAAAAGGGCGACUCGUCGCCGCCAAUCGCGAGCGAUCCGGCCGCCAACUUACCUCCCGUUACAAUCGUUCCCCCGUUCACGGUCAAAACCCCCCCGGUAAUAUCAUUCCCGCCGAAGAUCACCAAUCCGAAACCGGUUGACCCGUCACCAGCACCCCCAGUGGGCCCCCUCAUACCCGAUAAUGUCAACCCGUUACCAUUCGAUCUCAUCCCCGUUCCGCAACGAACAACCACCGACUCGUUUACGCUAAACCCUUUUAAAGGCAGAGUCGCGAGUUUCCCAUUAGAGCCCAGUCGAAAGGACCCAAAAGCGAGCUUGAUAAAAAAGCCAAAACCGCCAGUGGCAAAGCCGAAAGUGCCGACUCUCCCGCCCAAACCGAAGGUGCCGACGCUGCCGCCCGCACCGACACCGAAGGUGCAGAUUCCGCCAACGACGCCGCCGAAUGCGGGAGCAGUGGACCCGUCCGAUCCGAACAACCCGUUUGCGAGUCCGUUUGACCCGCCGCCCGGCGCGAAUGGCCCGUUGACUCCGACUGACCCGAUUGACCCGCUGAAUCCGCCGUCGCCGUCGCCGCCGGUGGUUGCUCCCAAGCCUUCCCCGCCUCCUGAUGAUGGUGCCGGUGCUGGUAUCCCGAAGACCACCGUCCCACAUAUGCUCCCCGAUUCCUCAUUCAUUCCCCUCGUCUCACCAUUUCCCCCGUGCGCUCGUCUCUUUUUCCCCCUCCCUCUCCCCCCUGCUUUCUUCCUGUUUCCAGCCAUCAUCAAGCCAAAAACCACCACCACCACAACUGCCCCUUCCUCACCCCCCAACAACUCGGGCGUCAACACUCUGAUGGUCGUGCUCAUGGUGACGAUUCCCCACCCCCGUUUCCCCUUACCCCCCUCCCUCGUCGUCUACUUUGCAGGUGCCGGCAUUCCCAACACCACCGUCCCGCAAAUGCUCCCCGAUUCCUACAACGCCUCAGCCAUCAUCAAGCCGAAAACCACCACCACCACAACCGCCCCUCCCUCUCCCCCGAACGACUCGGGAGUCAACACUCUGAUGGUCGUGCUCAUGGUGACGAUUCCCCUGGGAGCAGCAGCGGUGAUUACAAUGGGUAUGCUGGGGUGGAGUCAGUACAAGAAGUGGAGCAUGAACGCCCAAGGCCCUGCCACUGCCGGGGGACCAGGGGGUGGGGGUGGGUCUGCUGGGUUUGGUGGUGGGUACGAGACACUAGGAGGAGGGCCGUUUGGACGGUGA
Messenger RNA from Closterium sp. Naga37s-1, 1590 nucleotides. Lineage: Eukaryota; Viridiplantae; Streptophyta; Zygnematophyceae; Desmidiales; Closteriaceae. The record is from the annotation of a GenBank genome assembly.